AUUUUCUUCAUGGUUGCGACUUGUGCCCUUAUAUCCCUGCCUUUCACUUGCAAAUCAGUUUAUCAAACAGACAGAUCUGAACACCGGUACCUAUUUUCUCUACGGCUAAAAUCAAAAGGAUGAGCGUGUCGUUUGGGAUCUUCAAGCCCCACAAUGGCUGCGACAUCGACGAUGUAAUUGUCCACAUGACUGCUGUGGCAGCUUCUUUACAAAACACCCGCAACAUUAACAUCGCAAUUUUCAGGUGCUUCGACUGUUCAUGGGCUGCUGUUUUUGCAGUAGGAAAGGAGGGUUCGCAAAUCAAUGACAGAACAUCCUUAAAUCUGCCUGAGGCAGCAGCGUUUAUCGAGAGAUUAAAGUGCGAGGUGAAAAUGGUGGACUCGGGUUACUUCACCCUCAAUUCCCAGCAGACAAGCGCAGGCGAGCUCUUUGCGCGGCUGUCAUUGGGCGAUAUCGUGAGCGUUCGCAGGAUACAGUGCAGCUCCAAGAGACAAGACAUGCUCUCUUACUCCUGUCUUGCCAUUCUCAAAUCCUAUUUUAACCGGCUAAAUGGCGUAAAUUCGUAUUCCUUCUAUGACUCGCUAGACGGGAAGCGGAUUAUCGGUUUGGGUGUGUGGGAUAACAUUCAAUCUGCAUUGUCUAUGGUGAAGUAUCCAGAAAACAACCCUGCGCUGCCGUACUGGAAAGAGGCUGGGGCAAAACAGCUAAAGUAUCACGUAUGCCAGGUUGUAUACGCGACAGAAACCUUUACAACGAAAACUUGCACACCUGGAUUUAAGAUAUAAUUUUUUCGUACACAUUUCCAGGAUAUUUGAUUGUAUCCAGGUGUAUUACAAUCUUUAUUGAAGGGAUUCGGUGCGUAAGACGCACGCAAGUUCCAUCCAAGGCCAAAGGCUUUGGAAGAUUCAUGCAAAUGUAAUAUCUUUAUUAACGAUUGGAUAGAACACCUUUUUCCUUUACCAAUAAUCCAACACCUGCGUUCUUGA
Messenger RNA from Cryptomeria japonica (Japanese cedar), 986 nucleotides. RefSeq lists its product as uncharacterized. The transcript is spliced from 3 exons. The record is from RefSeq and is a predicted model, not a curated record. Lineage: Eukaryota; Viridiplantae; Streptophyta; Pinopsida; Cupressales; Cupressaceae. The coding region runs from base 120 to 785 and encodes 221 amino acids.